UAAUUUACAAUACUGACAUUACGGUCGGACAUUACCCGAAGUAUCGUAUUUUCGCAAUUCGAUUAAUAUUAACAACUGCAGACGUUUAUCAUUCGAUCUCAAGGCAAAUCAAUUAUUUAAAUUACAUGAUCAACUACCAAAACAAUGUUAAUAUAUCAUAGUUGACAUAUGUAUCUACAACUCGGUUCUUAAAUUAACGAUCCACGUAUAUUGCCCACAUUGUAUAGCGCGAAGUCCAUACCGCAGAUAAUAACAAAGUACCCAUUCGACCAGCUUAAAAUGGUCAGGAAAUCGAAAAUCUAAGUAUUCGCCAUUCAAUUUGCGUUAAUUAAAAUCGAGCAGCUAAAUAAGGAUAUGCCUUAAAUCGAUUACAAAAAGGCCGAAAGUGUGGAAUCUUGGCGCAGGGGCUUGUCGGAAACCGCGGCAAAAUCGACAUCCUCAUUGUCAUCCUUGAAACGCAAGGGAACGCUACGUAGUCUCGUACGUCGAUUGAGCGGGGGCAGCAACCCGGGCCGAUCAUCCCCAACGUCAUCAGACACCACGGUGUCAGCGUCCGCAGGUGGUCCGGUGGGCCGUGCUAGCUGUCUCAGUCGUCGAGCAAGUCGCGAGCUAAGCCCAUCCUCGUCCACCUCACCGUCCUCCGUCUCCGUUAAGACAUCGGCUGCGGGCGGUUAUGACGUCCAGGCUGGGCCCGGGAACGGUGGUGGAGGAGGGGCGACCAUCGCCACCCCGACGGGUGGACAGGAUUGGCGAAGGCUAGUUGGCAGCAUUAAGAGGAAGGUGAGGAGGAAGACGACGCAGAGCAGCGCAAGCAUAUCAGAGCAGACACUGCAGGAGACGAAUCAGAAGCAUCAGGAUGACUUUUUGAAAGCAACCAUGAGGAUCUUUUUAGUCGUGUCGCCGCCAAUGGGACGUGUACAGGUCCGCUCAAGGUCAUUGACACAACUUGACGUCCUUGGAAGUAGCAUGUUAGAUGCAAGCGAACAUGAUUUGGGCAGCGGAGCCUCGAUGCAACAACACCAGCAAAGUCCGCAACAGUCAUCCCAUUAUUCUUACAAUUUUGGAGAAUGUAGCCCACGAUUUCUCGUGCCGAGUGCGGCUUCCAAUGACGUCAGGCCCAACAGAACCAAGCAUAAAUUAUCAAGGUCCCAGGUGUCCAGUAGUGAAUACUUCAGUGUUAGUUUUGAAAUAGGUGACGACGUAUGUAUUUUAGACCGUGAAGAAUUUUUACCUGCUACAAAAGGAACAUAUCUUGCGGAAGUACUUGGGUCAGCUUGUGAGCGUCGAGGACUAGACUUAUCGCGCGUUGAUGUAAUUCUCGAUACUUUUACAGCACCUUUAUCUGUACAUACAACCGAAACUUCUAGUCUAGGUGGAAAACAUCUGCGAAUAACUGCAAAAGAUGAAAGAACGAAUUCGAGAUCAGCAAGCCAAAGAAGUAGUCACAACGUAUCAUUUCGAAAAACUGGAGGGAGUUACAGAGGCAGGAGCGGACGCUUCUUCAGCGUCUCGACCGAGGACUCGAGCGUUGACUCGGACGUGGGUGCGACGGCCGCGGCGGCCCUCGCCUCAGCGAAAGGCUCCGCCGGACUCAAAGCGAGCAAGCAGCGCUGGAGCGGCUUCUUCACCAACACCAAGGGCACCAAGAUGGAGUUGCUGGUCGAGCAGCUUAACGGCUACACGAAGCAUGGCGUGCCAAGGCUACCCGAAGCGCAAUUGUCGCACGAGCUCGCGGUCAGCGAGGAAGUGCUCUUCAGUCUUGAAAAUGAUUGGCGAAACAUAGUUGAGAAUUCAGAACUUCUUAGCGAAAAGCAGCAGCAGCAGCAAACGGCCCUCUGGGAGUUGGCACAAACUGAAGUGGCUUAUAUUAAAACGCUGAAAGUCGUGACCGACCUCUUCAUGGCUUGCUUGUGCGGUCUGCAGGCCUCGAAUAUCCUGAACGAAGUCGACAGAACAAAGUUGUUCAGCAACAUACCAGAAAUCUAUGCAGCCAACCUAUACUUCUGGACGGAGCACAUACUUGCAAUGCUACAUGUAUCCCGCUCAACGCGACAGGCCCUCGACCCUGGCCAUCUACUCCAGGGUUUCGAAAACUUUGAGAAGAUAUUUGCUCCGUAUACGAGAUAUUGCUCGGAACAAAGCAAAUGUCAGCAAUACUGCCGGGACCGAUUCAACGACAAUGAUCUAUUCACAGCCUACCUUGUGUGGUGCGAGACUCAAAAAGAUUGCAAUCGUUUAAGGCUACUUGAUAUAUUGGUUAAGCCAAUGCAAAGAAUAACAAAGUAUUCCCUUUUGUUGAAAGCUGUUCACAAAAAUACGGAAUAUGAAGAUCAGCGACUCGAGUUGACUAUAAUGAUCAAAUCGGUAGACACUUUCGUGGCGUCCGUGAAUGCAGCGAUGCGUCGCAGCGAGGAAAUGGCACGACUGGUAAGUGCAGCGUCACGUCUGGAUAGUUAUGACGUCGUAGAGUCGCGGGACGAGGAACUAGAGAAGCUCAUCAAAUCUCACAGCAACUUGGAUAUUAUAACGGCCCCGAUGCCCGGCUGCCCCAAGGACACGCUUAGAACUCUAGUGCGUGAGGGCGAUCUAAAGUUGCGGGACUCGGCAACUAGCAAGAUGGAGGUGCACGUGCUACUACUCACGGACAUGAUGCUGAUUUGCAAGCAAUCAACGAAGAAAGCCUCGUCGAGCAGCAGCUCGGGCGGUACAACCGGUGGCCUCAAAAUAAUUCGCCAGCCCUACGUUGUCGACCGCAUACGCGUUCACGAGCUAAAGGAAGCCUCCAGCCUCGGUUUGGUCUACCUCAAUGAGUACGGCGCGGCUUCGGCGGCCCUCGUCCUCAGCGCCGGCGAACCCAAACUCGCCAAGUCGUGGAUGGAGUCGAUAAGGAAAGCGCAGCAGCAGCUAACAACGCUAAAGCUACCAAUAUUGGGCAGUUCGUUGCCGUUAAGCUCGGUUAGCCGUCAAGCGAGUACGUACUUGGGAGAUGGAGACUUCGACCUGGAGGAGCUCUGCGAGGGCAUGCCGAGGACGCCGCGCGGCAGUAGUCGAGCCUCGCGUGUGAGCAGCCUCGCGCACAGUCACAGGCGAUCCCUGCUGAGCAAAUCGCCAACGCCGAACACGCUGAGCGUGCAGGUACCAGCUUACUCGACCUUGGGACAGUCGUUACCAAAUCUUACGCUCGCCACCUCACCCCAGACGUCAGCGGUCUCGCCUACACCACCGAGCUCACUCCUCAUUGUGCCCCUGAUCACAAAGAGCAAGGACGCCCUCCUAUCGCCAGGUCAUCGAGGUGAAUUUUCAUUUAAGAAAAAAGGUAUAUCAUAUCCGCCACCGUCGCCCCCUCGUGGCGCUCUGAGGCGAGCUUUCGCGAUCCCGCAAUCGCGUAAUCCGCCCCUUAUUAAAACGAGACACGUCAACACUUCGGUGGCACAAACGCUCCAAACGACUGUGAGUCUGGACACUGAGGCUAUUGAGGAACGUAGACGGAGGCUCGAACCCUCUGCCAAAGUGCCCUCCAACAAUAGUAUCGCGGAAGAAAAGAAAUGAAGAGGACGGAUGAACAUUAUUAUUUCGAGCUUGUUUUUGUAAGUCGCCGCAGUAGUGCACUUAGCGGCGCGUCGACGCGACAUUGCGUCGUCAUUGCUCUGGGAUUUGACGUGGGUACCGCCGAAUCCAACAAACGACCGUAAUGCUCGGCCACUGUUGCCGAUGCCCUACAUGAUCCCUCUCAAGACCACAAGAAGCAUCCCCGAGGGUACCGGCCGAUCGACCAAGCAACAACGCACAUCGACAAAACAACGAUUUACUUUCAGCGCCACAUGCAAUUGUCUGUCACUUCGUAUCUUUAAACCUGCGAUACGCCAGAGAAAUUCCACAAUCGGUAAUCCUCGUUUCCUUUUUUUUUUCUCUCUCACUAUUUAUGCUCGUAAUUCCGAGGUCUGACACAAUACGAUAAAUAUUCAGAUUAUAAAACAAAAAUAUUCGGGGAAGAUUCG
Molecule: messenger RNA, 3998 nt
Organism: Ceratosolen solmsi marchali
Lineage: Eukaryota; Metazoa; Arthropoda; Insecta; Hymenoptera; Agaonidae
Product: pleckstrin homology domain-containing family G member 5-like
Exons: 15
Coding region: 877-3549 (890 amino acids)
Biological process (GO): Rho protein signal transduction; endothelial cell migration
Cellular component (GO): plasma membrane; axon; endocytic vesicle
Molecular function (GO): guanyl-nucleotide exchange factor activity
Source: RefSeq, a predicted model, not a curated record